GGCCAAAAUUACUGCUACAGGAAAAGUGUUUUAUAGUCAAUUUCCGAAGACACUAUGCCUAACAAGAAUAAACGAUUUGCAGACGAAAUGGAUGAUUCAGAUGAAAGUAAAAAGCAUUUGAAGUCCUGUGUUCGAGUAUGGUGUGAUGGAUGUUAUGAUAUGGUUCAUUUUGGACAUGCUAAUCAACUACGGCAGGCCAAAGCAAUGGGAGACUAUUUGAUAGUGGGAGUUCACACUGAUGCAGAAAUUACAAAACAUAAGGGACCACCAGUAUUUAAUGAGGAAGAACGAUAUAAGAUGGUGCGAGCUAUCAAGUGGGUGGAUGAGGUUGUAGAAGGUGCUCCAUAUAUCACUACCAUAGAAACAUUGGACAAGUACGGUUGUGACUUCUGUGUUCAUGGAGAUGACAUAACUCUGGAUGCUAGUGGACAGGAUACAUAUCGAUAUGUCAAGGAAGCUAAGAGAUACAAAGAAUGUUCUAGAACAGCUGGUGUGUCAACUACUGACCUUGUUGGGAGGAUGCUCUUGUUGACCAAGCAACACCACAGUUGUGGAGAAAGGGAGUACGAGGUUGAUAAAGUACAGUCUGGCUCUAUUAGUAAGGAUCCUUCAACGCACAGUCCGUGGACUGGAAUUUCUCAGUUUCUUCCCACUACUCACAAAAUUAUCCAGUUUGCAGAAGGAAAGGAGCCAAAGCCUGGUGAUGAAAUUGUAUAUGUUGCUGGAGCCUUUGACCUAUUCCAUAUCGGCCAUCUGAACUUUUUAGAGAAAGCCAAAGCGGAAGGAGAUUACCUUAUUGUUGGUCUACACACGGAUCCUGUUGUGAACCACUACAAGGGAUGCAACUACCCAAUCAUGAACUUGCACGAAAGAGUCCUCAGUGUUUUGUCAUGUAAGUAUGUGAAUGAAGUUGUGAUUGGAGCACCCUACAGUGUCACAGCUGACCUGAUGGAUCAUUUCAGGGUAGGAUUAGUUUGUCAUGGAAAGACACCUAUCAUGCCGGAUGUAGACGGCUCAGAUCCUUACACGGAGCCUAAAAGUCGAGGAAAGUUCAAGAGUCUGCAUAGUGGAAGUGAUCUGACUACUCAGAAGGUUGUUGAAAGGAUUAUAAAUCACAGACUUGACUUCGAAGCUCGUAACAAGAAAAAGGAGAAAAAGGAGUUGGCAGCAUAUGAAGCCUUAAUGAAACAGAAAGAAGUAAGAAUAAGUUGAACAGUAUUGUUGGCACAAUGUUUUUAAUAUCAUUAACUUUUAAUUGUUUGAUUUUUAAAUAGGGCAUUAAAUUUCCGUAGAAUUUAUUUAAAUUAUCGACAGAUAUGUGAAGACGAACUUGUAGUUUUUUGAUUUACUACACAUUUGUAUAAAAAUUAUAAUACUAAACCAGCUUUAAUAUUUUAAAAAGCUUUUAUAUGAGUUGAACUUUAGGAAAGUGAAAAUUGUAUUGAUUUGAAUUUGAUUCAUAUGCAGUGUAUAUUAUCUGUGGCACAAGAGCAGCUAGAUAAAAUUUGUACUUACUGCAUUUUUAUAAUUAAUGUUUUGAUUGACUGAGAUGUUGUAUAAUGUCUUGUUUAACCCAAGUGUUGUAUUUAACAGAAUCGAAUUGAAAAUAUGGCUUUGAAUUUAUAAUGAUAAGUUGCUUCUACUUUUACCUUAAAAUAGAAUAAAAAAGAAGGUAUAUUUUUAAAUGAUCUUUUGGGAUUGUAGAAAACUACAUGCUAUCAUAGAAAAGUGUUUUAUUUUAUAACCAAAGUACUUCUAGUGUUUUGUAGUUCUAGUCAAUAUUGAUGAUAAAUGACAAGUUUAAUAUUGGUUUUAUCUAUAUAUAUCUGUAUCAUAAUUGUAUCGCUCGUACCUCGUAUAAUUAUUCCAAUAUUGAAAAGAGUCGAUUUCUACUUAUUUAGUUAUUGUAACUAAUGUUUGGAUUGAUUCAGAAUUUUUGAUAACUUACUGUCCAACCCAAUUGUUGCACUUGGUAAAAUUGAUUUUGUUUAAAUUGCAGUUUGAAAUUUACGAUUGAAGUUGUUUUCAUUAACAAAUAGUAAAAAAAAGAUUUGGGGAAUAACAGAGGGGUUGCUUUUUUAUUUUAUUCUAAAUUUGUCUAAUAAAAGUGUUUUUAAUUUCCGGUUUAUGUUCACUAAAAAAUGAGUUACUUUUAAGCUUAUGUUGAAGAAUAAGCAAAAUACUAAAUACAUUUGUGAAUUGUUAAGAUGGUCUUAUAUUUAUUGGAUUGUAGAUUUUAGAAACUAGGAUAAUCAGUCAUGGUGCUUUAUGUUGAUCAUUUUAAUUAUCAAUUAGCCUAAAAAUCAUAAAAAAGUUUACCUUGAAAUCAGAAUGCUAAUAUCUUUGAGAAAGUUACUGAAGAUGACUGGGUUUCACUUAUAAAUGUUGUAGUUUUGGAAGCCUAAUAAAACAUUUUCUCAUUACCUGUAUGAUUACUUUAGAG
Limulus polyphemus (Atlantic horseshoe crab) is the source of this 2443-nucleotide messenger RNA. It is a transcript of the gene Pect, whose product is annotated as ethanolamine-phosphate cytidylyltransferase-like. Gene Ontology annotation, cellular component: cytoplasm. The coding region runs from base 55 to 1212 and encodes 385 amino acids. The transcript has 16 exons. Gene Ontology annotation, biological process: phosphatidylethanolamine biosynthetic process. Lineage: Eukaryota; Metazoa; Arthropoda; Merostomata; Xiphosura; Limulidae. The record is from RefSeq and is a predicted model, not a curated record. Gene Ontology annotation, molecular function: ethanolamine-phosphate cytidylyltransferase activity.